This is a messenger RNA of Rattus rattus (black rat), 1050 nucleotides long. Its product is annotated as guanylate cyclase soluble subunit alpha-2-like. Gene Ontology annotation, biological process: response to oxygen levels; cGMP biosynthetic process. Gene Ontology annotation, cellular component: guanylate cyclase complex, soluble. The transcript is spliced from 2 exons. Gene Ontology annotation, molecular function: guanylate cyclase activity. The coding region runs from base 172 to 834 and encodes 220 amino acids. The record is from RefSeq and is a predicted model, not a curated record. NCBI's taxonomy places the organism in Eukaryota, Metazoa, Chordata, Mammalia, Rodentia, Muridae.
AUGCAAAACAGUAAUUUCUAUUCAGAACCAUGAAGCUUAUAAUGGCUUUGAAACUGUUGAAUAUUUCCUAGUGUGAAAACAACAAUUCAUAAGUUAAGAAAACAAUUUUGUUUCUCUUAUCCAUUAGGUUUUUUUUUCCAGCCUGCUUUUAGGAGGAUUGAUCAAAUUUUCAUGUCCAUUUCACAGGUGAUGGAAAUCAAAGGACAAAUGAUCCAUGUCCCAGAAUCAAAUGCCAUUUUGUUUUUGGGAUCUCCAUGUGUGGACAAGUUGGAUGAACUCAUAGGCCGAGGACUGCAUCUCUCAGACAUCCCUAUUCAUGAUGCCACUCGAGAUGUCAUUUUAGUUGGAGAGCAAGCAAAGGCCCAGGAUGGCUUGAAAAAGAGGAUGGAUAAAUUAAAAGCCACCUUAGAAAAAACUCACCAGGCCCUGGAAGAAGAGAAAAAGAAGACAGUGGAUCUGCUGUAUUCCAUUUUCCCUGGUGAUGUAGCCCAGCAGUUGUGGCAAGGACAGCAAGUACAGGCCAGAAAGUUUGAUGAUGUCACUAUGCUCUUCUCUGACAUUGUGGGCUUCACAGCCAUAUGUGCCCAGUGUACUCCCAUGCAGGUGAUCAGCAUGCUCAAUGAACUUUACACGAGAUUUGAUCACCAGUGUGGCUUUUUGGAUAUUUACAAGGUAGAAACAAUAGGGGACGCAUACUGUGUUGCAUCAGGGCUUCACAGGAAAAGCCUAUGCCAUGCGAAGCCCAUUGCUCUGAUGGCCUUAAAGAUGAUGGAGCUUUCAGAAGAGGUUUUGACUCCUGAUGGAAGACCCAUUCAGGUAACCUCAACAAGCUGAUGUGAAAAACAAAUACUCCUUUUAAUGAACCUUUUUCUGGGGAAAAAAGGGGAGGUGGUAUUCAAAAAUUCUCUUAUGAUGUAAACUUCUUAUAGUUAAUAAGCCUAGACAGGACAGGGAACAACUAAGGCUAACACAUAGGCCAGGGUGUUCCAUCAGUAAAGCUGUGUGGAAGACAAAUUUACCAUGAACUGUAGAAAGAAUGAAAGAACUUUG